This is a messenger RNA of Alosa alosa (allis shad), 2447 nucleotides long. RefSeq names its product cytosolic 5'-nucleotidase 1A-like. Gene Ontology annotation, biological process: nucleotide metabolic process; adenosine metabolic process. Gene Ontology annotation, cellular component: cytosol; cytoplasm. Gene Ontology annotation, molecular function: 5'-nucleotidase activity; nucleotide binding; magnesium ion binding. The transcript is spliced from 6 exons. The record is from RefSeq and is a predicted model, not a curated record. The coding region runs from base 103 to 1194 and encodes 363 amino acids. NCBI's taxonomy places the organism in Eukaryota, Metazoa, Chordata, Actinopteri, Clupeiformes, Clupeidae.
UGUAGAAGUUCGUAGAAAGAUACAGCAGAAUUGUUGUGUCGGAUUAGAACGUGGCCUACACAUUUUUAAUAAAUUACAGCUCUCGCAGAACGAUCUGACAACAUGAGUGAAAUAAAACCCAAUGACGUGGUGGCCGACAGUGCAGCCGAUGCUGGAGAGGAGAAAGACUGGGCAGCUGCCAAGGCAUUUUUUGACAACUUGAAAACGAAGAAACCAAGACCUCCCAAGCCAAGAUAUGCCGUGACCAUCGCAGUAUCUUCACGGACUUUAUUCAACAUGACUGAAGAAAGGAAAAUUUACGAGGAGGAAGGGCUAGAGACAUACGUCGCCCAUCAUAUAGCGCAUGAAAACGAACCGCUGAGACCCGGUGCGGCGUUUCCAUUUGUAAAGGCCCUCAUGACGGUGAAUGACAAACUGCGGGAACUCUACCCAGACAGCGAGGAGCUUUUCGACAUCGUUCUGAUGACUAACAACCAUGCCCAGGUCGGGGUGCGGCUGAUCAACAGCAUCAAUCAUUACGAUCUGACCAUUGAGAGGUUCUGCAUGACCGGCGGGCAGAGUCCCAUUGGCUACCUGAAGGCCUACAUGACCAACCUCUACCUCUCCAAGAACUCGGAGACAGUCACAGAAGCCAUAGAAGAAGGCAUUGCGGCUGCCACCAUGUUCAACUCCGACACGCAAAACCAGUUGUGUGAAGAUCAGCUGAGAGUGGCAUUUGAUGGCGAUGCUGUCCUCUUCUCCGACGAAUCUGAGAUCAUCGUAAAGAAACAUGGCCUGGACACAUUCUUUGAGCACGAGAAGGAGUAUGAGAACAAACCUCUUGCACAGGGUCCUCUGAAGUGCUUCCUGGAGGCUCUGGGCAAGCUGCAGAGGAAGUUCUACGCCAAGAACGAGCGCAUGAACUGCCCCAUCCGCACCUUCCUGGUGACGGCCCGCAGUGCAGCCAGCUCCGGGGCGCGCGUGCUCAAGACCCUGCGGAGCUGGGGCCUGGAGAUCGACGAGGCUCUGUUCCUCGCUGGGGCCCCCAAGGGGCCGCUGCUGCAGAAGAUCCGGCCGCACAUCUUCUUCGACGACCAGAUGUUCCACAUCGAGGGGGCACAGGAGCUGGGGACCAUCUCCGCCCAUGUGCCUUAUGGGAUUGGCCAGAAGUACCACAAAGGGAAGCUGAUUGAGAAGCCUGGUAGUAAGAAUUGAGGAUGCACUUAAAGGCACUGAUUCAUUAGUAGGUUGAUGGCUACACACAAAGAUGCAUCUUUUGUCACUGUUAGUUAUUAUUCAAAGAUGCAUCUUUUGUCACUGUUAGUUAUUAUUCAUAGAAUAUCUUUUCUACAGGUAUAGUGAGACUUAUAUAUUUUUUGUGAUAUUUAUCUUUGAUAUAACAAAUUAUUGAAUAUUACAGCAUAAUUGUCUUUUUCUAUCAAACUGGGGUAUAGUAAUAUGCAUGUAUUGUGCAAGUUUUAGAUUUUAAAGUACCAAUGCUCUUUACGCACAAAGUUUUCACUCCAAACUACCAGAUGUGUCACUGAUAAUGUCAGUGGCAUUAUUUUAUAUAGGUAUUUUUUUUUAUUAAAUGUAGCCCAUUUUGUUUCUGCAGGUUAAUUAUGUUUGCACAGAUGUGGGACUUGGGAAUUAGGAUCUGUGGAUAGUCAAAAAGAAAGAAAAGUUGGCUCUUCAACAAUUAUAAUUCUAAAUUAGUUCAAAAUAAUUUUACAAGCUAAUAUUAUACACUAUUUAAGACCACAACAUGCAAUAUCAUAUCAGUCAUACACUGUUGCCGAAACAAAGUGAAAGAUAAUGCUGUUUCUAUGUCAGUUAGUAAACACUGCACAGAGAUGCAUCAUCUCUAGGGUUCUCUUGAGUCAAGGAUCUUUUACAUAUGGGAAUUCCAGGGUGUUACUGUAAUGUAUCUCUGUAAUAUAUUCUAUUUUAUUAUAUUCUAGCUUUAUUUUACUGUUUGCAUAUUGUUAUUAGAAAUUGUACCUUAAUACGCCAUAUGCGCUAAAUUAGGUCAAGAAGUACAUCAUUUUAUGGCGUGAAGCUGAAGCUGUUGAUGGAACCAUGUAGAUAGAAAUAGCUUUUGCUAUGGCCCUUUUCCAAUAUAGCUAGUUUUGACAGAUGCAUUUGAACACAAGCUGAAGAGGUGAAAAAAGUUCCCCAACCUGUCUUUCUGCUACAGAAGAGGUAGACACCCCCCCCCCCAUCAUAAAAAUGCCUCUUGUCUCUUGUGUAACAACAUUUGGCAUAAGUAAGGGAUAAUGGACGACACGGUGGUCUGUUCACAGAAAUGAAUGCAUGGUUGUAAGUUCGUUAGUUCUAUCGCUUCCGUUGUCAAGUGGGCGUAUCCCAAGAUUCUGAUGAACUUUAGCUUUGAAACAUCGCUAUUUUACCUAGCCUGCUGUCAUCCAUCUACCUAAAAGCCACCUCCGUCAUAUGCUACAAUGUUGCUA